CACUCCGUGCUCGCUGGGCUAUGGGCCCUCUUCAGCCUCUGGCACUCCCCGGAGCUGCUCUCCAACAUCCAGGAUGGCUACAGCGUCUCAGGGCACCUGCUGGUCUGCUUCUCCUCGGGUUACUUCAUCCACGACAGCCUUGACAUCAUCUUCAACCACCAGUCCCGCUCCUCCUGGGAGUACCUGGUACACCACGCCAUGGCCAUCUCUGCCUUCGUCUCGCUCAUCAUCACGGGCCGUUUCCUAGUGGCAGCGAUGCUGCUGCUACUGGUGGAGGUGAGCAACAUCUUCCUCACCAUCCGCAUGCUGCUGAAGAUGAGCAAUGUGCCUUCCCCGGUGCUCUACGAGGCCAACAAGUACAUCAACCUGGUGAUGUACUUCGCCUUCCGCCUGGCACCCCAGGCUUACCUCACCUGGUACUUCCUCCGCUACGUGGAGGUGCAGGGCCAGGGUGCCUUCCUCACUGCCAACCUCCUGCUGCUCGAUGCCAUGAUCCUCAUGUACUUCUCCCGCCUCCUCCGCUCUGAUUUUUUCCCCUCCCUGCGCAAGGGCUCUGCAGGGAGAGACGUGGAUGGUGAGAAGUUUCUGAUAGACUGAGACUCACAUGCUGAAGGGGACCUGGGCUCCCACUCCUGGAGGUCUUGAGCUCUCCAAACCUGCUCUGAUGUGCCUUAGGGCUCGCUCCCUGGCCCCGGGCCCUGCCUUCACACGCUCUGCUGCCUAAAAGCGCUUCCCUGCUGGACCAGCCCAACAGCCUCACCGAGCCACAGGGACGCUGCCGAAGCCAGGGGCAUGGACAAUGGAAAAGCAGCCCAAGCCGGCUUCCACACAGGCAGCUGGAGGGCCAGGGGUGGCUGUGAUUCGCAGCUGUGGCCCGAGAGGGUUGCAAGGGAAGGGACAAGUCCCUCCCAUGGUGUUAUGGUAACUGGGUGUUAUGUGCAUUAAAAUUGGUCUGUUUACUGCUGCCGCA
Messenger RNA from Phaethon lepturus (White-tailed tropicbird), 970 nucleotides. It is a transcript of the gene TLCD1, whose product is annotated as TLC domain containing 1. Gene Ontology annotation, cellular component: plasma membrane. Gene Ontology annotation, biological process: regulation of membrane lipid distribution; plasma membrane organization; membrane assembly. The record is from RefSeq and is a predicted model, not a curated record. The annotation marks the transcript as partial. The transcript has 4 exons. NCBI's taxonomy places the organism in Eukaryota, Metazoa, Chordata, Aves, Phaethontiformes, Phaethontidae.